Messenger RNA from Carassius carassius (crucian carp), 2129 nucleotides. RefSeq names its product protein crumbs homolog 3-like. The transcript is spliced from 4 exons. The coding region runs from base 477 to 839 and encodes 120 amino acids. Lineage: Eukaryota; Metazoa; Chordata; Actinopteri; Cypriniformes; Cyprinidae. The record is from RefSeq and is a predicted model, not a curated record.
GGUGCAUGUCUGCGCACAAUAGCGCGACUGUCUCGCGCCACAGGUAGUAGCUGGACUCAGGUGUUGUAACACGACACUAAACCAUGUGAUCAGCGAUGAGAAUUUAGGAAGAAGAAGAAAAAAACAGCUCGAGCAUUCACUCAACACACUAGUAAAUAGGCUACCAACCGCACAAGACCACCAUUGAUAGCAGAGCAGGAUCUCGAAGGACAAUGUACUAUUAUUAUGAUGAGCAGGACGCCGGAGUAUUGCGCUAGUUUCGGUUUAAAUACUUCAUUUCACCGGUAAGGUGAGGCGGAACUGAGCUGCGGUCAGAUCUAUUGGACAUACAGUCUAUUCGUCGGAAAACAUCGUGGGUUAUGAAGGUGGAAACACAGCUUGCUAGAGACAGAUAGGACUAUUUUUAUUCUUUGAUCUGGGACAUGAUUUAUUGAUCACCUCUGCUCCACCCUACGAGGAGCGUCAGGCCCUUCUGGAUGAGGGUAGAGGUGCAGACUGACUCCAUCAAUCCAGAGAUGAUACGGCAGGUUGGGCUUUUGGCAGGGAGUUUUCUGCUGCUGCUUCUCAGGAAUGUUUCGGCCCAGGUAGAACCGACCACAAUGUCCAGUAACUCUACAACUCCCAGCGCAGGCCCUAAUAUUGUGGCCAUUGUGGUACCAACCGUGGUCCUGGGAAUGCUGGCUAUUUUAACAGCGGUUCUGUUGUUUCUGUUCUGCGUGGUAAAGAAGAAAAGACAGACGGAAGGGACGUACCGACCCAGUGCAGAGGAGCAGUCAGGAGUGCGUAGUGUAGAGACGCCUGACGCUCUGAAACUACCCAAGGAGGAGAGACUGAUUUAACACACUGGUUUAUGACUAAAAUACAGCACAUGAUAAAAGUGACUCAAUUCCAAAAUGGUUAAACGGAUAAACAUUUACUAAGGAACGUUUCUAAAGGCAAAAACUUAGCCCUAUGUUUUGGCUAAAGUCUGACUACUUGGAAGAAACUUGAAGGAACAGAUUGUCUCUCCAAAAGGCAACAUACUGAUCUGCACGUGUAUCUCUCUAGCAUUUUAUGCCAUUUUAGCCUGGUAGCUUUUCUCUGAAUAAUUCAUUUUGUGUUGUGUUAACUGUUUUAACUGUUGCUUUACACAUAAAAAUGCUGAUGUUUGUAUGUAGUGUAGAGAGAAAUUUAAAGGUAUAGCAUGUAAUUUCUGCACCCCUAGUGGCACAAAACAGAAUUGCAGUUUGUUUGUUUCACAUUCAGAAUGGGCCAGGCUUAAACGGGUUGGUUCAACCAAACAUGAAAAUUAUGCCAUCGUCUACUCAAGCUCAAGUUGUUCAAGUUGUUCUUCUGUUGACUAGAAUGAUAUUUUAAAAAUGUUGCUAACUGAACAAGUUGACAGUAGCUACAUAGUAUAGAAAAAAAAAAACAUACUAUGGAAGUUAAUGGCUACCGUCAACUUUUUGAUGACAAAAUUUUCAUUUCUGGCUGAAUUAUUACUUUAAAUGGCAUCAGCUUGACCAAUGGUGUGAUUCUGGGGGCGGGACUGUUUGACUGAACAGUGGACGCUAGUCAUUAUUAUUGCAUUUCUGUUUGUUGGCAUUGCAUUAUGCACACUACACCUUUAAAAAUGUAUUCAGAUCAAUUUGCUCACAAUAUAGAUGUUAGAUGUUCAUGCUCUCAUAUAUGUUUGUUGAAAACACUUUUCAAAGGAUUGAGAAAUGACAUUUGUCUUGAUUUACCUCAGUAAUGUUCUCAAUCUAAAUAAUUUAAUCUAGUAUUAAUUUUCCAGAAAUUUGAUCAGUGCAACAGUGAAUUCUGCUUGGAAUCAUUCUUGAUUCUUUUAUCAUAGCAUGAAUGUUUACAUUCAAAUAUUUCAUGCAUUUUUUUUUACUGGAGUACCUUUUCAAAUUUCAGCUUUUUAGAAUCUGUUAAAUCAUGCCGUUUAAAUUUAAGAUUAAAAGGCACAAAGGUCAUGCUAUAUUGUGAAUAUGAUAAAUAUAAAUGUUAAUGGGUUUUGUUAUGCCCAGCAGUCACUAUAUUUACAGAGCAGCACGGCCAAGUGCCUUUGCUUUUAUAAAACUGUUAUUCUAUAUUAAAAAGUUCAAGACACGGGACAAAUUAUCAUUAAAACAUUAUUUUAUUAA